This is a messenger RNA of Oncorhynchus tshawytscha (Chinook salmon), 2993 nucleotides long. RefSeq lists its product as uncharacterized. The transcript is spliced from 8 exons. Lineage: Eukaryota; Metazoa; Chordata; Actinopteri; Salmoniformes; Salmonidae. The record is from RefSeq and is a predicted model, not a curated record. Bases 228 to 1097 code for a protein of 289 amino acids.
AUUAAAUGUUAUUACAGAAGUCUGUUGUGUGUUAUAUGACCAAGGUGCUUCCUGUUUCCCUGCUUUUUCCUAUCCUGCCAUAACUUACAGGCUUUCCCUCGCUCAUAUCUUAGAACAGUGGUCAUACAAACUGAACAUGAACUCUGCUCCAUCGUAAACUCAUUAUGAUUGUAUGGAGUCACGUAGAUAGUGUGUUAAGUAUAAAAUAGUACAGUACGUGUGUGAAGAUGAAGGGCUAUAGUUUGCUGUGUUUAAUAUUUCUGCCCCCUGUCACAGUUAUUGGACAAACGACACCAGAUCCAAGUUGUGUAACAGUAAAUGACUUUGAAGUGUGCACAGGAGCUGCAUAUCCAUGCAAUGUUGAGAAAAGCAAAUGCUACUGUAAGGACAAGAAACCUUUCUGUAGGUGUAACAACUACAUAGACAAGUGGUACAUAGGGGAGAAGUGUGACUUUGAGUGGACCAUAUUGAACUUUGCCCUGGUAUCAUCUCUACCAGGACUGGCCCUGGCUGUUAUUGUUGGUGUGAUGGUCCAGUGUGUCCAUUACUUAAGGAAACCAGCAAAGAAACAAAAGGAUCGGACAACGGGUUACACAAACUAUGCAAUGUCACCGACAACAUAUUAUGAAAAUAACCAAGAUGACAUGUUCUCCAACACAGUGUUUGCCUCAGACAUGCCGAAUCGGCCAAAGCCUCCCAGUGUCCAGCCCACCCAGGAGAGGUCUCCCAUAUCCAACUUACCCAACCGCCCUUACAGCCUUCAACCAAACGGCAUGCGGCCCACUUUAGACAGAUUGUCUUUGACCAACCCUACAAGCCAGCCAUACAACUACGCUACAGGUAUGACGCAGCCCUUGGGUAACCCCCAUCCCAAGUCUCCAUCGCCAAGGAACCCGUAUGAAGACAGAGCUCCACCUCCAGACUGUUAUGAUGACCAGCACAUGAGACCAACACAGCCCCCACCAGGACACAAAGGCAUGAUGAGAGAAGGCAUGUCUGGGUAUCCUGCGCCCAGUUCACCUGCUCCCCUCUAUUCGGCACCGGAGUACAACCCCAGUUCCCAGUUUCCCAGAGCCCAGAUAGGGAGACACUACUGAGGACAAACAGGGGUGACCAUGGCCUGAAUUAGAACGCCACCAAUUUCACUAUCACAAUUCAAAAAAGUUCAACUCGUAUAUAAUUUAAAGUGAGUGGAAAAUGUAAACAUUCAAGGACUUUGUCAAUUUUAAUUUAAAAAUGUAUUGUGGCUGGCUGCUAAAUUUUAUGAGUAAUCCCCAUUGACUGAUUAUGAAAUUGGCUCAUAUUUUUGCUGUUUUAAGGUUUAUUGUUUGACAAUUUUGUUACUAAUAAAGCUAUUAUUCCUAGAUUCAAUCUGUAGCGUGGAUCUACACACGCGAUUGAAAUGUAAAGGCAAUGUUCCGAUGUUUAAAUUUCCGGUCGCUUUAACUCGGAUCUCCACACUACAGAUUGAAUCUAGGCCUAAGUAACGGUUUGGGUCAAUUCCAAUUUCAUUUGAAAUUCAAAUUCAAUUCUUGAAUUCACUCAUGAAGUGGAGAAUUUAAGUUUAAUUCAAUUCAAAUAUCAACAAUCUUCAAGUUUUAGAAUUGGAAUUAGACUGUUUGAAUUGUAAAACAAAAAUGUAGUCUUUGGAAUUCAAUAUUUGUACAUUUGCGAGUUAGAUUUGGUUUAAAUCAUUUCAACGUACAUUUCUAUAUUUGCAGUAUAGCUACACAAAAAAACAUAUAUGGAAAAAACCAAAUCGAAAGUAUGUAGAAAAGAUAAUACCCUAUAAUCUGAGAAUUUACAAUCAGCAAAAUAAAAGCUAGAUAAUCAGGCACCCAUUAAUUUUAUGUUUGAGGAUAACAUGUCAAAAUGUGUAGAAUUGACUGAAAUUAGCUUAAGUGAAAAUUCUCAGCUCCUUGGAAAAAUGUAUAGAAUUGCAACCUUUUAUUUCAGCGCCAUGUGUAGAAUUGCUGAAAAUUAUCUUCUCUCUGCUGCCAAGAUGAUGUUCUAUGUAUAUUUAUUUCACCGCUCAAGACACCUCAAUUGGUUGGUCAUGAAACAAAAAAGUUGUAUACAAUGGUAAGUCAAGCAACAUCAAUUAAAGAUACUUUCAAAAAGAACAUUUAUUUUCUACAAAUCAGAUGUUAAUCAUUUUAAAUCAAUAAACAAAAUACAAUCUUAAUUUCACCUCUAGGUCAAUCAUGGGAUAACUUGGUGUCAGUAGGCGCCCUUAUUGUAAGAUGCAAAAGACUGUCAUCUUAACACAAAUCCACUUGUUGGUACAUUCUUUGUUACUGAAUGAUGGCAAAAAGAGUGAAUGAAAGUAAUAGGUUGAGGUGAACAAUUAUUCAGGAGAUGUCUUUAUUUACUAAAGAAGCUCCUAAUAUUUCAGUUGACAGACAUAGAGAAUAGAUAACACUGAUUUGGAUCUGAUACAUGAGACAUUCCUGAUAGUAAACAUGUUAUUGGCUUUGAGCAACAUGAUUUUACAAGUGCACACAUGGGAAAAAUUAAAACCCCUGAUUGUUUGACAAGCGAUUAUUUCAAAGGACAAAUACAAGUAAAAAGCUGGGUUGUCCACAUCCCCUUUUCAUGCUUUUGUAUACAGAGAAAACUGAUACAGAUGACUGUUUACGUUUGAAAUUAGAACUGGGUCUUUAAAUGCAUGUUGUUCACAAUUUGCUAGCAGUAGCAUUACUAAAAAUCAUACAAUGACUUGUCAGAUAAUGGUUACCCCAAGGUCAACAGUGAGAAUACAGUCAACAGAUAAAUUACAGCGUUAUCUUACCACUGAUACUGCAUAUGACAAGUGGUGUGCUAUUCAAACAACCCAGACAAGCAUACUACUGAGAAAAUGUGUGCUUUCAAGCAGUGUUCUGAUUCAGGAUUUAUCUGACUUGAGGUUUGUUUGAGUAGCACCCCAGGUUUGAGUACUAAUGGUGAUGUGAGGACAAGUUAAUAAAUUACUAAUGCAGUUCGAGGAAAUGUGA